Messenger RNA from Volvox carteri f. nagariensis, 810 nucleotides. RefSeq lists its product as uncharacterized. The coding region runs from base 36 to 542 and encodes 168 amino acids. The transcript is spliced from 5 exons. Lineage: Eukaryota; Viridiplantae; Chlorophyta; Chlorophyceae; Chlamydomonadales; Volvocaceae. The record is from RefSeq and is a predicted model, not a curated record.
UUUUAACCGCUUAGAUUAAAUCUUACAAAUCAGCAAUGAGUGCGACGCCAACUCUUUCACGGUGUUCUCAAGCCAGGACUCUCAACUUCAGGCGGACAUCAAACGCUGUCCGGCCAUUCCGGACCGCCCGGAUACCCAUUAGAGUGCUUCCUGAGCAAGGAGAAGACAUUUCGGAAGCCCUCAAGGCCGAUCUCGAGCGGUUGAGGGCCAAAUCUGCUUCCGGAGCUGCGGGAGGCCCAUCGGGCACGGCCCAACAGCCGCCGAAGGCAGAGGAGGCUGCGGGACCUUUACCAGGGCAGUUUAAAGAUGCUUUGGAUAAGUUGCUCAUUGCGGAUUUCUUCUUGGUGCUCUUCAUUCUGGCCUGGCUGGCGGGCGGUGUGCUCCAGAACGCACUGAAUGGCGGUAGCGGCAGCCCCCUGCUGGACGCCUGGUAUCCCUUGUGGCCGCUGCUGUGGCAGCCCGCACUGGGCGUGCUGAUGGCCGGGGCGCUGGUUAGCGGCGGACUUGGAUGGCUCAGGGAACAGCAGCAGCAGCGGCAGUAGCAGUCGCGGUCGCGGUCGCAGUAGCAGAGGGAGAUUGGCUAAGGCAGUAGCAGUGGCAUCGGCAAUAGUAACGGCUGUAGCAAGCAGCAGCGUUGGUAGUGGUAGAUGAAUGCGAGAGCUUAGUUGGGCGUAAGGCCCAAUGCGUGACUGUUUUAGACUAACUGUUUCGCAACGGUCCGUGUCCUCAGGGGCGUCAUUUAUUGCGCGCAUUGAGCUGGUUAGCUUAUCUUGUUUUUGUUGUUCGGCGCGCGUUCGCCCGCCCGCCCAC